AUGGCGGACUCCGAUGGCGAAUACGUGAAUGAUCUCUCAGAUGAUGAUAUUGGAGCACCAGUCACUGUAAAUGCUGAACAUGGCACACGAUCUACUGGAGCUGUCGCAGGACCUGCCGGAUCAAAUACCAAAGUAAAAGCUACAAGCGGCGGGGGCAACAGACGAAGGGCUGCGUGGGAGGAUAUUCAAAGAAGUUGGGACACUGUUGUGGAAGGAGCUGAUGGGAGUAUUAAUUCUACAGUCGAGGGAUUGAGAGAGGCUAAUAAGAGGAAGAGAUUAUUGAGAGAUACAACGCCCUUACAACGAGGUAUUAUCCGGCACUUCAUCCUCAUCCUCGAUCUCUCCUUCGCCAUGACCGAAAAAGACAUGCGCCCUACGCGCUACCUCCUUACCAUCCGCUACGCCAGCGAGUUCGUCACCGAAUACUUUGAACAGAACCCCAUCUCUCAACUCGGUAUCAUUGGCAUGCGUGAUGGUAUCGCCGUGCGCAUUUCAGAUAUGAGUGGAAAUCCCACCGAGCAUAUUGAACGAUUAAAGGGUCUCCGCGCAGACCAAGGACAAGGAAAUCCCAGUUUACAAAAUGCGUUGGAGAUGAGUAGAGCUGCGCUUUUUCACGCCCCGAGCCAUGGCACCAGGGAGAUUCUUAUUAUAUACGGUGCGCUGCUCACGAGUGAUCCGGGCGAUAUCCAUGACACGAUCUUAUCCCUUAUAACGGACCGCAUACGAGUCAGCAUAGUAGGCCUUGCGGCUCAAGUUGCCAUUUGCGGCGAAAUAUGCUCGCGCACCAAUGCUGGGGAUGAUACGGCGUAUUCUGUUGCGCUGAACGAAGAACAUUUCAGACAACUGAUGAUGGCAACUACGACGCCCCCGGUGACCCGUACUAAGAAACAAUCGCAGAGUAGCCUGCUCAUGAUGGGGUUUCCGUCUCGGACACUAGGGGCAGGGCAAAGCAUGAGUUUUUGCGCAUGCCAUGGGAAAUUAAGCAGAGGAGGUUACCACUGUUCUCGCUGUGAAAGUAAAGUAUGCUCCCUACCCGCUGAAUGUCCAGCAUGCGGCCUUACACUCAUUCUCUCGACUCAUUUGGCCCGCUCAUAUCAUCAUCUCUUCCCGCUCCGCAAUUGGGUCGAAGUACACUGGAAGGAUGCGGGUAAAUCCAAGGGGUGCUAUGGGUGUCAAGCAACGUUUCCCCAGCGGAGUGGACAUGAUAGGGGGGCAACAGAACUGGGCUUGAAGGGCACGAGUGAAAGUGGGAGGUAUGGGUGUGAGGUUUGUGGAAAUCACUUUUGUAUCGAUUGUGAUGUUUUUGCGCAUGAGGUGGUGCAUAAUUGUCCAGGGUGUCAGAGUGAUACGAGGAGUAUGAUUAGGGGGGUGGAGGGAGGAGAAGGUUUAGCGAGAAUUGCAGAGAAGGAUUUAGAUGCUAUGGUUGAAUAG
This is a messenger RNA of Sclerotinia borealis F-4128, 1431 nucleotides long. NCBI's taxonomy places the organism in Eukaryota, Fungi, Ascomycota, Leotiomycetes, Helotiales, Sclerotiniaceae. The record is from the annotation of a GenBank genome assembly.